Messenger RNA from Scylla paramamosain (green mud crab), 1482 nucleotides. RefSeq lists its product as uncharacterized. Gene Ontology annotation, molecular function: ATP binding; protein serine/threonine kinase activity. The record is from RefSeq and is a predicted model, not a curated record. The transcript has a single exon. The coding region runs from base 1 to 1482 and encodes 493 amino acids. Gene Ontology annotation, biological process: protein phosphorylation. Lineage: Eukaryota; Metazoa; Arthropoda; Malacostraca; Decapoda; Portunidae.
AUGACACCCGCCAAGGACAGCAAACCUUCAGGAGCAAUGGAGCAGCAGUCUCCCAACAAGGCACAAAAGCGCAAGACAGAUUCACCCUCACGCCACGAGGAGUGUCCUGCCAUGGUUAUCAUCAAGAAGCGCAAGCACAGCGCCGGCCCGCCUGACCUGCAGACCACCGGGUCUGUGGCAGGCAACACGCGGAAGAGGCCGGCGACUGCCGUGGCGGUGUGUGAAUCUUGUCCCUCCGUCGUGAAGAGGCGCAAGAUUCCCUCACCGCCACAACACGAAGAACUUACCGCCGUGACUGAGAAGUGCAUGCACAGUAAUGACCGAGCAGCAGGCGACACCAGCGUAACGACGUCCAGCUGCAACAAGAAACGAUCCGCAUCUGAAUCUUCGCCUCGCUCCGCCAAGAGGCGCAAGAUUCCUUCUCAGUCACCAAAUGAACAAACUGCUGCCGUCAUUAAGAAACGCGAGAAUACAACUCAAGAAGCAGCAGGCGAGAACAGCGUAACCGUGUCUAACUACAACAAAAAACGAUCCGCAUCUGAAUCUUCGCCUCGCUUCGAAAAGAGGCGCAAGAUUCACCACACGCCAUCAACUUCAAAAGCCUCAGACCCAUUUCGCGUGGACCAGAACACUAAAACGAAGGAAACCAAGGGGCGACGCGAAAAGCCAACGAAACUUUCCGAGAAGAGGGAGAUAGCGCGGCUCCUUCACAAGCAAGGUGUUCGUCUCUUCAAGAAGAGUGAAGUCAGGGACAUCACCAGCCUGGGCACCAAGCUGUUGGGUUCGGGCAGCUACGGCUCGUGCCACCUCGCCGUCGAUCCCAACACGCGGCAGCCGCUUGUCAUCAAGAAGUUCCCGCGUGACGGACUCGACGAUCUCGCCACCGAGGCCACAAACCUGCACGCUCUGCGGCUUCCCGGCGUGCAGCGACUGGUGGGCGUGUGCGUCUCCAAGCGACAGAUGAUCACUGGCUUUGCCGGCACCACCUUGUCCAAGUACUUCCUGACCCGACCUUCCUUCGCCGACGCCAUCAGCGUCUUCCUGCAGAUCUCAAGAACACUACAGCAGAUGCUCGACAAAGGCUUUUCUCAUAACGACAUUAAGGGAGACAACAUCUGCGUUCAGGUGGAUAGUAACGCCCCUAAGGCGACCAUCAUUGAUCUCGGCCUCGCCCGGCGGGUCGGCACCACCGAGAUCUACGAGUACACGUCAGACACGGAGUCGUACCCCUGGCUGGCGCCGGAACUGCUCCUGCACACCCACCCGUGCGGCGAGGCCUCCGACGUGUACAGCGUGGCCCAGCUGCUGGAGGAGGAGCUGCUCUCCGGGAACACGCGAGUCCAGAGACAUCACAUGGCCGCCCUCACACGCUGGAUACUACGUGCCCAGAAACUCAAUCCACGUAAGCGCCCACGCCUCGCUGCGCUCAUCGACCUGCUGCAGCAGUUACACCAGGAGGCGACGCGGGACACGAAGGAGUGA